Messenger RNA from Rhineura floridana, 8779 nucleotides. It is a transcript of the gene SIPA1L1, whose product is annotated as signal induced proliferation associated 1 like 1. The record is from RefSeq and is a predicted model, not a curated record. Lineage: Eukaryota; Metazoa; Chordata; Lepidosauria; Squamata; Rhineuridae. Gene Ontology annotation, biological process: activation of GTPase activity; regulation of small GTPase mediated signal transduction. The coding region runs from base 731 to 6049 and encodes 1772 amino acids. Gene Ontology annotation, molecular function: protein binding; GTPase activator activity. The transcript has 24 exons. Gene Ontology annotation, cellular component: cytoplasm.
CACUGCCUCUCUUCGGAGAGGCGUGUGGCCACGGCCGGAGCAACAGCAACUUCGCAGCUUCUCGCGAGAGUUUGACUAGUAGCAGGCGGAGCAGGCAAGCUUGCUGGGUGAGCUCAUCCCGGGCGCUGGAGAAGGAACGAGCAGCUGCUCAUGCAGAAGCAGCAACACCAACAGCAACUUUGUUGGAUGAAAUGUUUCCUGGGUAUAUUGCACAGUGAUGCUGACAAAAGGAAUAGGAACUUCAGUUAUGCUAGAGAGUGAUCAGAAGAAUAAAACUUGAGGUUGUACAUUUCAGUGUGUGGAUGCUGAAACUGAAGUAUUUGAAUUUGCCAGGAUGCCAUGAAACUACAGAGUCUCCAACCCACUACCCAUGGGCACCAUGGCACCUGCAAAGGCCUUUGCUGAUGCCCUCCCUCAGUAAAGUAUAAAGCAAGUUGAACAGUUGAACGUUUUUCCUCAAAAAAGAUUUUUUUGAUGUGUUAAAAGAUGGCUACUUAUUAAAAUGGAUAGAUUAAGACUUCUAAGAUGUCAAAAGUGAUUGAACAACACUAGUUCCUAGAAGAGUUGCACCUGUUGAACAUUUACCAUCCAUUACAUGAUCAUAACUGGGAUCUCAUGCAACCUUUGUAUUUUCUGGAUAACUUUCUCCAGAAGAGAGUUAUAAAUGUAAAAGGCAGAGAUGACUGUGUUUUCUUUUGGAGCUUACUAAGGAUAAGCACGUUUUCCAAUAAUGACCAGUUUGAAACGGUCCCAGACUGAAAGGGCUGUUGCCACUGGAGUAUCUGAUGGAACACCUAAAGUCCAUUCAGAUGACUUCUACAUGAGACGCUUCAGGUCACAGAAUGGAAGCUUGGGAUCUUCAGUGAUGGCUCCAGUAGGCCCUCCACGCAAUGAAGGGUCUCAUCAUCUUACUUCUACUCCUGGAGUUCCUAAAAUGGGAGUUAGAGCAAGGAUUGCUGACUGGCCCCCGAGGAAGGAAAAUGUUAAAGAAAACAGUAGAUCAAGUCAGGAAAUGGAUACAUCAAGCUGCCUUGAUAGUAUGUCUUCAAAAAGUAGUCCUGGGAGUCAGGGGAGCUCUAUUAACUUGAAUGCUAGUGACUCUGUCAUGUUAAAGAGUAUCCAAAACACACUUAAAAACAAAACAAGACAACCUGAGAACCUAGAUUCUAGGUUUCUCAUGCCUGACGGCUACCACAGCUCCCCAAGGAAAGCUCUUCGCAGAAUAAGGCAGCGAAGUAAUAGUGACAUUACCCUAAGCGAGCUUGACAUAGAUAGCUUUGAUGAAUGUAUCUCACCCAGUUAUAAAUCUGGACCAUCACUGCACAGGGAAUAUGGCAGCACCUCAUCAAUAGAUAAGCAGGGUACUUCAGGGGAAAGUUUUUUUGAUCUAUUAAAAGGUUAUAAAGAUGAAAAGUCUGGCCAGAGAAUCCCAGCCACCAGCAAAUUCAGUGAACUCCUUAUAGCUAGUGGAAGUAAGGGUUCAGGAUUUUCUUUGGAUAUAAUAGAUGGACCCAUAACUCAGAGGGAGAACCUCCGACUAUUUAAAGAAAGGGAGAAGCCACUGAAGAGACGUUCAAAAUCAGAAACAGGAGAUUCUUCCAUUUUUCGAAAGCUGCGUAAUGCCAAAGGUGAAGGAGAUCUUGGGAAAUCUUCAGAUCUUGAGGACAGCAGAUCAGAAGAUAGUGUCAAGCCUUGGACUUGUCCAAAGUGUUUUGCCCAUUAUGAUUUUCAGAGUGUAUUAUUUGAUUUAAAUGAAGUGGCAGUUAACCGGCACAAUGUGAUCAAACGAAGGAAUACAACGACUGGAGCAUCUGCUGCAGCAGUUGCAUCACUAGUUUCUGGACCGUUGUCCCAUUCGGCAAGUUUUAAUUCCCCAGUGGGCAGUACAGAAGACCUGAAUUCCAAAGGAAGUCUCAAUAUGGACCAGGGAGAUGAUAAAAGCAAUGACCUUGUAAUGAGUUGUCCUUAUUUUCGUAAUGAGAUUGGUGGGGAAGGAGAAAGAAAGAUCAGUCUCACAAAAUCUAACUCUGGAUCUUUCAGUGGCUGUGAAAGUGCCUCUUAUGAGUCUACUCUUAGCUCUCAUUGCACAAAUGCAGGAGUGGCUGUACUUGAAGUACCCAAGGAAAAUCUGGUAUUACACUUGGAUAGAGUGAAAAGAUAUAUUGUUGAACAUGUGGAUCUUGGUGCAUAUUAUUAUCGUAAAUUCUUCUAUCAGAAAGAACACUGGAACUACUUUGGGGCAGAUGAGAACCUUGGUCCAGUCGCUGUCAGCAUCAGAAGAGAAAAACCUGAAGAAAUAAAAGAAAAUGGAUCUCAGUACAAUUAUCGCAUCAUUUUCAGAACUAGUGAGCUUACCACCCUAAGAGGUUCUGUCUUGGAAGAUGCUAUACCUUCAACUGCAAAGCACUGCACAGCCAGAGGGCUGCCCUUGAAAGAAGUGCUUGAACAUGUGGUUCCUGAACUGAAUAUACAGUGCCUCAGGUUGGCCUUCAACACUCCUAAAGUCACAGAACAGCUUAUGAAACUUGAUGAACAAGGGCUAAGCUAUCAACUUAAAGUGGGGAUCAUGUACUGCAAGUCUGGACAAAGCACAGAAGAGGAAAUGUACAAUAAUGAAUCAGCAGGGCCUGCCUUUGAAGAGUUUCUUCAGUUACUGGGAGAACGGGUUCGGCUCAAGGGAUUUGAAAAGUACCGUGCCCAACUAGACACAAAGACUGAUUCAACUGGCACCCACUCUCUUUAUACAACAUACAAGGACUACGAAAUCAUGUUCCAUGUUUCCACCAUGCUGCCAUACACACCUAACAACAAGCAACAGCUCUUAAGAAAACGACAUAUUGGAAAUGAUAUUGUGACAAUAGUUUUCCAAGAACCUGAAGCAGAGCCAUUCAGCCCAAAGAAUAUUCGUUCUCACUUUCAGCACGUCUUUGUCAUUGUCCGAGUGCACAAUCCGGGCACUGACAAUGUCUGUUACAGUGUUGCUGUGACAAGAUCCAGAGAUGUGCCGUCGUUUGGACCACCAAUCCCUAAAGGCAUUACCUUCCCCAAAUCAAACGUAUUCAGGGACUUCUUACUAGCUAAAGUUAUCAAUGCUGAGAAUGCAGCUCAUAAAUCGGAGAAGUUCCGUGCCAUGGCUACCAGAACCCGCCAGGAAUACUUGAAAGAUUUGGCAGAAAAAAAUGUCACAAAUACACCCAUUGACCCUUCAGGCAAAUUUCCCUUCAUCUCCCUUGCCUCUAAGAAGAAGGAGAAGUCUAAGCCUCAUCCGGGAGUAGAACUCCACAGUUCUGGUGCUAUUGUAUGGAGUCUCCAUGCUAAAGACUAUAGCAAGGGUGUAGAUAUAGACUGUCUCCUGGGGAUUUCCAAUGAAUAUGUCGUUGUCAUUGAACAAGAUACAAAGAGUGUUGUGUUCAAUUGUUCCUGCAGAGAUGUAAUAGGGUGGACAUCAACAGACACAAGUGUCAAAAUUUUCUAUGAAAGGGGUGAAUGUGUUUCUGUGGAAAGUUUCAAAAACCCUGAAGAUAUCAAAGAGAUUGUCAAAAGGCUAGAGCUUGUGACAAAGGGCUGUGAGUCAGUGGAAAUGACUUUACGUCGUAAUGGACUAGGCCAGCUUGGUUUCCAUGUGAACUAUGAAGGAAUUGUGGCAGAUGUUGAACCCUAUGGCUAUGCUUGGCAAGCAGGAUUACGACAAGGCAGCAGAUUAGUGGAAAUUUGCACUGUGGCUGUAGCUACUCUAAGCCACGAGCAAAUGAUUGAUCUCCUGCGGACUUCCGUUACUGUGAAGGUUGUCAUUAUCCCACCUCAUGAAGAUUGUACUCCACGAAGAAGUUUUUCAGAAACUCAUCGCAUGCCAGUAAUGGAAUACAAAAUGAAUGAUGGUGGAGUUCCAUAUGAAUUCAAGUUCCCUUUCAGAAAUAACAACAAAUGGCAGCGAAAUGCUAACAAGGGGCAGGGACCUCAUGCGCAACAAAUGCCAUCACAGAUACAAAGUCCAGUUACCACCAGGGUUUCCUCGGGGAAAGGUGAAGGGAAAAUGCCUCCCCAAGAGCGAGCAACCAAUAUUCCACGCAGUAUUUCUAGUGAUGGGCGGCCACUGGAGAGUAGAAGAUUAUCUCCUGGCUCUGAUGUCUAUGUCACCGUUUCAUCCAUUGCUUUAGCAAGAUCACAGCAGUGUCGUAACUCUCCCAGCAAUUUGUCAUCCUCGAGUGAAACUGGCUCUGGUGGAGGCACCUACAGGCAAAAAUCUAUGCCUGAAGGAUUUGGAAUGAGUCGAAGAUCCCCUGCCUCCAUUGACAGACAGAACACAGAUACUAGCAGCAGUGGCAAAUCCACCCCCAGUUGGCAGAGAAGCGAGGACAGCAUUGCUGACCAGAUGGAACCAACAUGCCAUCUCCCUGCAGUGUCGAAGGUGCUGCCAUCCUUCAGAGAGAGCCCCACUGGAAGACUGAUGAGGCAGGAUCCAGUAGUCCACUUGUCUCCCAACAAACAGGGCCAUUCUGAUAGCCACUAUUCCAGUCAUUCAAGCAGUAAUACACUGUCCAGCAAUGCAUCUAGUGUCCAUAGUGAUGAGAAGUGGUAUGACAGCGGAGAUAGGACUGAGUCAGAGCUGAAUAGCUACAACUAUCUUCAAGGUACUUCUGCUGACAGUGGUAUUGACACCACCUCCUAUGGCCCCAGCCACGGCAGCACAGCCUCCCUGGGCAACUCAGCAACAUCUCCCCGAUCAGGACUUGUAAAAGAGAAAGUGGCACCACUAUGGCACAGUUCCAGUGAAGUAGUCUCUAUUGCAGAUCGGACUUUAGAAAAAGACAGCCACAUGAUGGACAGGAAGACAGAAUCUUCAUUAAGCUUGGAUAUUCAUACCAAAAGUCAACCAGCCUCCAACCCUUUAACAAGAGAAAGCAGUGCUUUUAACCUUAGUGAUGCUGUUUCCCAUGCAAGUACCAUGGGUUCCCGACAUUCUGCCAGCCCCAUUGUUUUCACCAGUGCCAGGAGUUCACCAAAAGAAGAGCUUCAUUCUGCCACUUCUCCACAGCUUGCGCCUUCUUUCUCCUCUUCCUCCUCUUCUGGGCCUAGGACUUUCUACCCACGCCAGGGGGCUACUAGCAAGUACCUGAUUGGAUGGAAAAAACCUGAAGGGACAAUAAACUCUGUGGGAUUUAUGGAUUCAAGAAAGCGUCACCAGAGUGAUGGUAAUGAAAUGGCACAUCCUAGAUUGCGUGCAUCAGCCAGAGAUCUUCGUGCAUCACCAAAGCAAGCAUCUAAGUCAAAUAUUGAGGAAGAAUUGAAGAAGCUGAUAGAUCUAGACAGCCCAACACCAGAGUCUCAGAAAAACUUUAAGUCUCCAUUCCCUAGCACUCCUACCUCAAGGCGUGCCUUGCAGAGGACUCUGUCUGAUGAGAGUAUUUACAGUAGCCAAAGGGAACAUUUCUUCCCCUCUCGAGCUUCUCUUCUGGACCAAGCCCUUCCCAACGAUGUCCUUUUCACCAGCACAUACCCUUCUCUUCCCAAGUCAUUACCAUUAAGAAGGCCAUCGUACACAUUAGGAAUGAAAUCUUUACAUGGAGAGUUCUCUGCCUCCGACAGCUCCCUCACAGAUGUCCAGGAGCCGAGAAGGCAGCCCAUGCCAGAUCCAGGUCUCAUGCCUCUGCCUGAUUCUGCUUCUGACCUAGACUGGUCAAACUUGGUAGAUGCUGCCAAAGCGUUUGAGGUCCAACGAGCCUCAUUUUUUGCCACUAGUGAUGAAAACCACAGACCUGUCAGUGUUGCUUCCAACAAUGAUCAAGCUGAGGACCAGCUUCCUGCACAGAUAAAGCCUUAUACUGGUAAAGAGUCUCCUCCUCUUGCUUCUAAAGUGAGCCAGCUGGAAGGUAUGCUGAGAAUGUUGCAGGAAGAUUUAAAGAAGGAAAAAGAAGACAAAGCCAAUCUUCAGGCUGAAGUGCAGCAUUUGCGGGAAGACAAUUUACGAUUACAAGAAGAAUCCCAGAAUGCCUCUGAGAAACUGAAGAAAUUCACUGAAUGGGUUUUCAACACAAUUGAUAUGAGCUAAAAACAGCACACAUGAAACAAACACAUUGGCAAAAAAAAAAUCACCUCUGUAAUGGGACUUAGCUUUAAUACUACCGUAAUCAUGAUAUUUGAAAGCCCAGUCAGAGCACUUUUACAUCUUUCAUACUCUGAUGACCCUUUUUUUGCAUCUCUGCAAGCACCCAGAACUAUUGUAGAUCAACAAUCAUUGUCUGCCUUUUGUAGGAAAAAAAAAGAGAAAAAAGCAACAAAAAAAUAAUUUUAAAGAAAAUAAAAAAUUAACUGCUAAAAUGUGAAUGUCUUUAUUUUUUUGCACAUUCUCCUUACCUGUUCUGUACAAAAUGACUUGGAGGGUGGACCAGAAUAACUGUCCAUCUGCCUCUAUUUAUUUCUAUUCACUCCUUUGUAUCAGUUUCAGAUUAAUCUGCUUUUUUCUUGCUGCUCUGGCAACUAGUACAACUUCUAGAAAACUGGAAAGAUGUUUAUUUUGCUGCUUCCUUUCUAUUGUUUCUGACGUAUGCCACAAGCCAGAGGAUGUGAGCUGUGUUUGGGGUGUCUCCUUUCCGAUCUGCGCUUGAUCAUCUUUAGUGCUAUCUCCACGAAUCUUGUAUAGAACCAUUGCCCAUUAGAGUGUGUGUGUGUACACAUGUGUACAGUAUAGCUAACAGAGACUUGACCCAUGGCUGUGGCAAGUUAUCUAGUUCCAUUUUUACACAUCUUUUUGAAUUAGUGAUGGUUAUCACCUUUGUUAUCCUAUGGAAGUAUAAGGGCUUCCAACUACCUGAGGGACAGAUAGCACAAAUUUGGUAUUCUGAAUAAAUAUCGUUCCUCAGACUGCUUGAGAGAAGAGAAUACCCACACUGCUCUUGUAACAACUCUCCUGUGUCCCUGCCUAGGGAUCUUUCACUCACCAAUCCCUUUCUGAUGGCAUAAUAUAUUUUACAUUUCUUACAUAUGGAUAGCCCAGUCCUGUUGAGUUGGAAAUUGUGUAACUAUGUCCAGUGCAGGUUCUAGGUUUUGGGUUGUCCUUGGGCUAGGCACCCUCACUGGGUCCACUGUCUAUGGGUCCCCUGCUCCUAUCCAAGGCACCACUGCCCUCUCACCCUCCCUCUGGGCCCAAUCUGCACAACUGCCCAGAAGGAAGUAGAGGAUGCUGCUCCACUUCUUUGUUCUUGUCAUUGCUUGCAUGCUUGGAGAGGGCAAGUGAACAGGCAGCAACAGCAAGGAGAAAAAGGGCCAAGAAGCUUCAGAAAAUGCCAGUGGUCCCCCACUGGAAUGGAUUCUUGACAAAUGCCCAACAGUGUCUACCUCCAGUGCCAGCCCCGACUACAUCUGUCACAAUAUCCUAAGUAUGAUAAAGGAAAUCAACCAUUUAGCUCUUUCUCCCUGCCAAAAAACCCCCUCAUUCAGCAGCUUGCUAUCACCCAAGGCUGAGGUAGACUUGCAUUGUCUUCCCUAGCUAUUCAGGACUCUUGGGAUGUUCAAAAAGAAGCCAGAGAGGUCCCUGCCCAAUUCUUGUCCCACUAUACUAGCAUGACACUAGCACCAUUAUGCAGCGUCCCGGAACCUUGCCUUGGAAUGGUCAACCAGAUAACAGCCACUGCAGUUUCCAUUAGUGGCCUUGUGACAGAAAAUGUACUGCAGCUCAUAUUGUAAGACUGCACACAUCGUAAUGUGUGUCUGAAUGCUAUUGACCUCAGUGGAAUUUAAACAUUAAUAGCUUGUAUGUUGGGGCUUUAAUAGGACAUACCAGUGUUCUUGCCCAUGUUUCUUCUCUUAGCACUCUUACAUAUCAAAAAGAAGUUAAAAGUAAAAAUUGAUGCAAAGCACACUUGCAACUUGUAUACUCUGUUUGGCAGGCAUCUGUCAUAAGUCAGUUUUUAAUAACUUUGUUGUUGUUGCCCCAAGUGAAAAGACAAUUGGAUGACUCAUUUAUUAAAAUGAUCAAAGUUGUCCAUUUAUUUUUAGAAUCGGGGAAAGGAAGAAAUCAGUAUUCCUACUCUUGAAUCUUUGACAUGUGGAUUUUCCAGUGAAACUGGCUAAAUGUAUGUGUCUGGGAGGCUAACUUGCCAUCAAAUGUCACGUCUGCAGGAAUAAAGUCUUGGUGUUGGAAAAAUUACUUGUGUGCACUGCAACCUGCCUAAGCAUUGUUUCAAGUGGCAUGUGGUAAACCUAGUUUGUGACCUUCUCUGCAUGCAACCAUGGUACUCUUUCCUACACACUGCCAUAUCUAACAGUAACAACUCAUGUCUGUCCAUUUCAUCAACCCUCCUCUCCUUCCCUGCGCACCAGGCACCGUUCAUCACUAGAAAUGUCCUUAAUCACUGCCAUUGAGUCUUCCUAGCCUUCUUUGAUAUGCAUUUUCAUAAUUCUUAAUUAACCGUACAAACCCACAUAGUUUGCUUUGACCUAAAGCUUCAUUUGUGGUAAAAAUCCCCUUGGGAUGAAUUAUCUGAUAGCAUUUGGCCAUGGAAGAGGAUUGGUUUGAUAUUAUUUCUGGAGUGCUUUUGCAGAAAGCUAGAAUGUCUUAGGGUUUUUUUUUCUUCCAUAACUUGUAUGAAGGAGAUCUAUAUAAUGCCUGAUGUAAUUUGUAAAUGGGAAAUAUUGCGAACAACUCUAAGCAUCCUGACUUAUUUUUUCUCUCUGUUUAGUUUGUUUUUUUAUUAUUAUUUUAAACAUUGGGACUUGGGGCAGACUAUUUAUUAGAGUUUUGCAACAGAGUUCUUGUAUGAAGCCUGUAAAAGGCUACUUG